CUGUCUCUCCGCUUUGCUGCAAGGAACCGUAGUGCCGCCCUCUGGGGCAGGGCAGCCUUGGCACCACCAUGGGGAGAGGCGGGGGCGGCCAGGGCAGGGCACUGCGGGGGCGAUGCCCUGUUCCUUCCUCUCUGCAGGUGACCUCACCGGCAGAGGGGGGCGGGGGGGUUGAAGACUAACACCCCCAGCCCCAAUCUCAUCCCUCCUGCCAUUGGCCCUGGCCAGGCUUUUCACCGUCCCUCUGCUGCGGGUGCCGUGUGCCCGCCGGGGGCUGGGGCUCGCGGCUCGGCAGGCUGAGCAACAAGAGGUCACCCUCCCGCCCGCGCCCGGCUGCGCUCCUCGCCCCGGCUCCGGCAGCCGGGCGGUUGCCAUCAAUUAUUAAUCGCCUCCCAGCAGCCGCGGCGGGGAGCGGGAGCAGCCGCGAUAAGGGAGGGCGGCAGGGAGGGCGGGCAGGAGGAGGGGAGUGUGUGUGCGAGCUGCGCCUGGCUCACUGAGGCCGGCGGCUGCCUGCGGAGCGGAGGCUGCAGCGGCGGCGCGUUUGGAGAGCUGCGGGUCCCCCUCGCCACCAUGUCCCCGCGCUGCGCGGCGGCCGCCUCGCCGGGAAGGGCCGCCGCCCCGGAGGACACGGGAGGAUGAGGCGGAGGCGGCGGAGGAAGGAGGAGGCGGCGAGGCAGGCAGGGGGAGGCCGGAGGAGGCGGUGGGGCAGCGGAGGAUGAAGUGGAGUGUCCGGGGAGCCUGCGCCGCGCUCUCCAGCUGCCUCCUGCUCGCCUGCGCGCUCAGCGCCGCCGCCGUGGGCCUCAAGUGCUUCUCGCUGGGCUCGGAGCUCAAGGGGGAGCCCUUCCGCCUGGGCACCGCCGCCGGCGCCUUCUACUCGGGGCUGCUGCUGGCCGCCGGCCUCUCGCUGCUGGGCUCGGCGCUGCUCUGCUGCCGCCCGCCGGAGGGGGAGGCGGCCGGGGGGCAGCAGCCCGCGGCGGCGGGCGGGGGCGGCGAGGCGGCGCCGCCGGGGGGCCGGCAGAACUUCCUGCUGCUGGGCGUGCUGGUCUUCAUGCUGGGCGUGCUGAGCGCCUUCGCCGGGGCCGUCAUCGACGGCGACACGGUGUCGCUGGUGGAGAGGAAGUACUCGCACUACUGCGGCCCGGCCCUCGGCGGCGGCGGCCCGCGGGCGGCGAGCGCGGCGCUGCGCUGCCAGAAGCUGCGGGACUACCAGCGCGGCUUGGUGCUCUCCACCGUCUUCAACGCGCUGGAGUGCCUGCUGGGCCUGCUCAGCCUGCUGCUAGUCCGCAACUACAAGGCGGCCCAGCAGCGCGGGCUCCGCCGGCAGCGCCGCCGCCAGCAGCAGCGGCCGGCGCCUGGCGGGAGGAGACGGAGGCGGCGGCGGGGCGGAGGCGGGGGAGCGGGCGGGCGGCGGGCGCCGCGGCCGAGCCAGGGCUCCAUCUUCUCCAGCGAGGAGCCCGAGCUGUCCCCCGCCGACUGCCCCUUCCAGGCAGUCUCCUACAUCAACGUGGGCGUCUUCCACGUGUUCGACGAGGCCGGCGUGGAGGUGCACUGCGGCGGGCACCCUUCCCUGGAGCUGCCCGGCUACUCGCCCAUGGACCCCGAGCUCAACCCUUCCUACCCCUAUUGCUACCCGCUGCCCCACGAGCAGCCCCCGGCCUAUGAGGAGAUCUACCCCGGGGAGCCCUGCGCCAACAGCAGCUAGCGAGGGGCCGGCCCCAGGGAACCGCACCUGCGCUGACAAUCAGCCGCUGGCACCAGGCAGCCCCUGCCACAGCUUUUGGGGGACAUACCCUGGGCAGCAUCAGCCCCCUCUCUUCACCUCAUCGGCCCGCGCAAGAAGCGUGCCUCCCUCGUCUCUCCGCGCUAACGCCCGCUGCGGCUAAGCGCCUUGCAAAAGAUCAGCCUCAGUCUCCCGCACCCUCGAGCUCCAUCACUGCAUUUCGUGAGACCCUGACCAGAGCCCCACCGUCCGCUGCUCCUGCUGGUGAAGAAGGCUGGGGCGUGACCGAGCAAUCCCACUAGUACAUUUUUCACUAUCAUGGUUCUGCCUGCUGGACUUUUUCAUCUGUCUUGUCUGCUAAAUAUCAAGAUCAAGUUUUAAAAGGCUGGACAAGAACCAUUUAGGAGUUGGUUCUUCCCGUCCUGAUGUCUCUUUGGCCAAUUUUUUUUUAAGUGAAUCAUCAUCAUAGUCUUUUCUUCAGCUUUAAAACGGUACAAAAGUAUACCAUUUAUGAUAACCAGCCAGGGUAAGGGGAAAAGUGUAAGGAAGCUUCUUUACUUCUCAAACAGAGAAAUUUUUAACAACGAAAAGACGUUCCUGUAAUGUUUACCACAGCUGUUUGGGGAAAUUCUUAUGUUUACACUUUCUUGAAGAUUUAAAUUCUAUUUAAAAUGUAGUGAGAAUUAAACCCUGUGUUGGGUCUGGUAGGGUGCACAUUAAACCCCCCCUGCACUUUCAAAAGGAAAAGGAAACAGCAACAUUUUUGUACACUAAUGUGCCUGCUUUUGUUGUUAACUUCUUACUGUAAAAGCUUUCGAAAGCCUACAGCGAAAAGGUUUGGUAGAUUCAUUGCAAUCUAAAAUUAAUCACUUUACUAAAAUAAUUGAGAUGUUAUUGGGAUAUAGCAAUUAAAAGGAAGUCCAAAUGUCACCUACAUUCCUUUUUGUAAACAAGUUCUGUGUUUUUAAUGCGAGGCAGGGGUCAUUUUUGUUUUACACAAGUUUAAUUUUGUACAACUAUAUAGUUUCUCUUGUAAAGAAUUUCAUCGUACUGUUAUAAAUUCAUCAAUCUGGUAAGCUUGAAUAUUAAAGUUUAUUUUAAAAUAUAUACUUUAAACAGCCUUAAUUGAUGUAAUUGCCACAGUUCUAAAGGAGAAGUUGUACAAACACACCUUCCAAACACGUUUUCAGAAUCACACUUAAAAUUCCCACUAAACCUGGAGAAUAAAAGUGGAAAGCGUAAUUUAAUGCACAGAGAGCAAAGAAAAAAAAUUAGAUUAAUUUACAAAAGUUAGCAAAUACAGACACAUUUAAAAAGGAUUCCAGCCAAAAAUAAGAAACUAUUAAUCCUCAUUUAGCAGCCUGUUGUGGGAUGUCAAUUUAUCAGAUAGCAGGAGAAAGUAAUAAUUAAGGAAAACAACUAUGGGGUAUUUUUUUGUUGCACAGAAAAGGUGAAGGCUUAAGUAAUGUUGCCCAAAGAACAAACAAGGCACACUUCGGAUGGUGGCCUCCCACCUCUUUUUUCAAUUAGCAUGUAUUAAAAUGGAAUCCUAUACAAAUAAGAACCCUUCUGUUAAUCCUCAUUUUGGAACCUACUGUGUAAUGUCAGUGUAUUAGAUAGUAGGAGGAAGAGGUAGUUGCAGGAAAACAGAAUUAUGGCAUAUUUUUGUGGGGGACAAAGUUAUUUUUAAAUGUUAAGAAGCCAAGAGAAAAGUAAUGUACAGCCUUAGACUCAGUAAAAGCACAUUUUAGCCUAAAAAUGUUGCUGCCUCUCUGCACUAUUUUGUUUUCUAAAGCAUUUUGAUUUGCACACUUUGUAUUGCCUAAAAUGCAGAAUGCCUUAGAAGUCUUUUUAAAAUAAACUGUAUCUAUGAAUCACAUAACAAAUCUUUACUCUAGAUAUGGAAUCAAAUGCAACUAUUCCAAGUUUGCCAAGUAAUUCUAAAUUGUGGAAGUCUAGUGAUACAGUGCUUUUCAUUUGGCUGAAAUUUUAUCCUGUGGAGAAGGCCAGCACAAAGCCCUGUUUAAGUCCUACUUAAGUCUUCAAAAUAGGCUUUAUGCUGGGCCUCUGCACAAGGGGAAAAUUUCACCCCCUUUAAACCCAAUCCUGUAGUCCUUACAUACAGUGCUGAUUUAGCCAAAAAUUUCAUAUUUUAUAUAAUAGAGCCAAGGUUGUGGGGUUUGGUUUUUUGUUUUUGAUGGUUUAUUUUUUAUUUUAUUUUUUUACAAAAUGGGUAACUGAAGGAAGGAUGCUAAAUCCUUAUUUAGGCUCCUGAAUAAGUGGCUUGAUUAGCAAAAAUGCUGAGCACCCAGCCACUCACUGAAUUUAAAGGGGAAUUGCUGGGUGCUGAGUACUUUUAAAAGUUAGGCCAUUACUUGAAAUGGCUAAAUAGAGAUUUAGAAGGUUAACGGCAGGUGUCUAUUUUUAAAAUCUUGGCUAUACAAUGGAAUUUUUUAAAAACUUUAAGAAAUUGAUUUUUAACAGGAAAUACCAAUAUUUUAGGGUUCAUAAAAUUAGAUAAGUCUGAAACUCCAGUUGUUCCAAAGACCAGUGCUCAGGGAAAUAAAUGGAAAGUCAAGAAAGCUACCUAUUACACUCAAGUUUAAAUAUAACAUAACUUUAAACUCAAAAUUUUAAAAGAUUGUUAAAUUCACUUUUUUGUUGUGUUAUUUAAAUAUUAUCUUUUCAGAAUGCCAUUAUGUUUAAACAUUGUUUGUGGAUCAGCUACUUCCUAAAUUCAUAUCUUUCUUCACUUGGGCUUUUUCCCCUACUAAUAGUUUAAUUUAGUGAUGGAAAACAUGCCGGAAAAACAAUCUAAAUCCAACUACUACUGAAGUUAAUGGGAGUUUUGCCAUUGACUUCAGUGGGAGUAGGAGUCAGCACAAAUGAUUCUAGCUACUCCACAUAAUACAUGUGUAAAACAAUAUAUUAGUCUUCUGGCACAACAGAUAAGAUGCAGCAUGAAAUAUUAGCUCUCAGAUAUGUAUUAUUUGUAUCAACAGAAGUGUGAAGAAAGUAACAUGGUGUCACACAUUUUUUAUACAUAUAAAAUUAGGCAGGCAAGUUGACCAAACAAGCCAUGUUUUCUUAAAGAUGGUAUGCAAAUGUUUCAGGUAUCAGGUGACUAACUUUUAUGGCAAAACGCAAAUGUAUUUAUUUCUCAGUGAGAAGAAACUUAUAAAUACAAAGUACAAGAAGAAGCUUCACAAGCGUGAUCCAAGUGUCAUGGAGCCAUUUUCAGUAAUUUUGAAAACCAUUAUUAUAUAGAUUGAGCAAUAAUGUUCGAGUGUAUAUAUAGUAUUCUGCCCAAAUGGAAAUAGGCUGGUGUAGUAUUAGAAUUUUAGGUUAAUUACAUUAGAGGGCUCAUGCUACCCAAUCUUUUUAAAAUUAUAUCCCAUAUGUCAUGUAAUUGACAGAGUAAAUGCAAAAGCAAAUCUGAUAUAGGUCACUGGGGGGGAGGGGGGGUUAACUACCUUACAGGAUUUUAUUCCAUAAACAUAAUAAAACAAGGGAAAAAACCACACAAAUAUUGUUAACACGUGUAUCCAUACAUACACACUCAUUUAGGUCCCAGUCUUGCUUUAAUUGAAGACCAUGGCAACACUCCCAUUGCGCCUGAUCAGCCACUGCUUUACACUUUGUUUAGUCACAUCUGUGCAAAGGUGAUAUAAAGUGGGUGUGAAUGCUACUGAACUUGCAGCAUUUCACCUCCAUUUUCCAAUGCCUUUUCGCAGGUGUAAGUGACCAAAAAAGGAACAAGACAGUGGAGAAUCAGGCCCAUUGUCUUCGGCCGGAGCAGAAUUGGGCCUCUGUGUGAAAAGAAAAUGCCACCAGCCUAUUAGUAAUUCAGAUGAAUGAUUUUCACACACUCCAACAUCUUGCUUAACUAAGUUACUAUAUUUUGCAUUGUAAUUGACAGACAGAAUAAAUGUAAAUUAAAAAAGAAAGAGCAUUUGAUGCUAAAAGAAAUUUUUAUUAAACUAGUACAGUUCAUACUCUAAGUUUGAUUUCACUAUAGGACUUCUUUGGUUCACCAAAAGGCACUAUGGUGACUGGUAUAACUUAGAUAUAUUUCAAAUGUAAUGUUUAAUCAUCAGAAAAGGUUUCUAAAAAAAAAAGUUAAUGUGAUGAGGGCAAUCUGUUUCUGGGUUUGGACUUAGUACAUAUGAAAACCUUUUCUCCAUUUUGCCAUUUAAUCUGAGAUUGAUCCUCAACAAAAAUGUCAAAUAAUUGAGAUUGUAAUUUUAGGAUCAAUAAAAUAUGUUUUAAAGCACAGCA
Molecule: messenger RNA, 5995 nt
Organism: Caretta caretta (loggerhead turtle)
Lineage: Eukaryota; Metazoa; Chordata; Testudines; Cheloniidae
Gene: TMEM271
Product: transmembrane protein 271
Source: RefSeq, a predicted model, not a curated record